AUGACGGGCUCCUCCUCUUCCCCACCUCAAAGUGCUGACAAGAAGUCCUUGUUUGAUCGGCUAGCGAAUUUUUUUCCCCAAAUCCCCUCGCCCUUCCGAAGACGGAGGGAGCUAGAGCAGCAGGAGGAAGCGGCUGAAAUUAAUUCAAAAACUAUAAAUGCAUCCCCAAGUAGUGGUGGAACUACUGGGGACCACGGAGAAGGACGAGAAGCAUCUACUUCACACGGCUCAGCAGCUGUAGUUUCCCGCGAAGAAGCUGCAACUCUACUUCGUGACCACAGCAACCGCGACAUUGCAACUGUAGACGAUGUCGUGGAAACACUCGAGAACGGUGACGUCGAGGACGCCCGUGGCCGCGUAGUACUUGAAGAGGGUGGUCCGCUAGAAGGUGGCCUGUUUCCGCACGAUAUUGACGGGGCCAGGAGGAGUAUAAAUUUUAAGUACGAGAAAGAUCUUGUUUCGGAAAGAGCUUCUAACCUCGUCUUCACUGCGUUCAACAAAGGACACGUAGUGGAAAACAACGGCUCGGAGGGGACCAACACGCCAGAGGACACUCUUUCCUUAGAAGACAGGAGGACCAGAAGUGAUUCGGUUUCGGAUCACUCCAUAGGAACUUCAUCUACGAGCAGCAAUAGUUUGUUGAGUAUAAGCUGCAGUGGCCGACCACCACAACGACCGCAGCCAGGAAGUGCAGUGACCGAGCGAGGACAUCCUGAACGGGCACAGAAGUCCUCUGGUGUAGUGCGGUCAUCUAGUUGUACCGCACGUCGUGAGCAGCUCCUGCAAGUGGGGAAAACAACAAGUUCAUCUUCCGCAUUAUCAUCAUCUUCUUCCCGAAGUACAGUGCGACCUGCAGCGUUGGGCCAAAAAUCUAGUACUUGCCUUUCUUCACGUUCCGCCUCUUCCUCCUCCUCGCGGAGUUUUGUGCAACAGCCGAGGGCGCUGCAAUUUUCGGAACCGAAAGGUAGCGGACAACAAGUAGAACCUAGGCGACGAGAACCUGAACCAUCUGCACGGGAUAGUAAAGAACCUCCACCAAGAACAUCAAGGCAGCAGCAGCAAAAUUUUUUACCCUGCCCUCGGCGGUCGACACAGCUACCGUCUCUACUACGAAGCUCGCCGGCCCGGGGAGAAACGCAGAAGAAGGUUUUCGGACCGCGGCAUGUAGAAGGAGAAGAACUACAGGAACAUCAGCUGCACCGGGGGCCCCUAGAAGGAGUUGUACCACAAAAACGAGAACUACAGCGGCUCCCCGGAACAACUACAAGGUCGGGGCUAUCUUCAUUAUUACCCCAACCUGCUUCAUCCUCGCGCCAGUCUUUCCAACCGCGACGGCGAUACACUACCUCGCAGCCCCGCGGAAGAAGUACUUCAACGACCCGUGCAGCCAGGGAACAAGUUUCUUCAUCCCGAAGAACAAGUACAGCAACUUCUAAACGAAGGAAGGCAGUGGAUCAGAAAAACACAGAAGAUUCCUUUCUGCCCCCGAAACGCCGGUUUCGCUUUAGCAUCCACGACUUUCGACGACCCGGUGCAAGUGCAGCCGACAGUCUCACCAGUAUGCCCGCCGCGGCGAAGAAUCUUCCCCCUAAGAUCUCGCUCGAGGCGGCGUUCGAAGGCCUGGCGCUGGACCAGAUUGGCCAGGAGGUUUUCCAGGAAUUCGAAAUCAGCGAGCACGCACUCGAAUUCGAGUUCGGGUGCCAGUCCAUCUAUGACAUCCAACUGGAGCAGCUGCAGACUUUGGUGGACGAGUGGCUCACACCGGCAGCCGCGGAGCUGAAGUGGGUGGCGAAGCAGAAGGCGCUCUUGGGGAUCGUGGACCGCAACGAUGACGGAAACGAAAACGAAAACGACGAAAAUGAAGAGGGAAAUAAAAUCAGCACUUCUUCUAAUGCCGCGGGCGGAUCCUCGUCUUCCAGCUCGUCGUCUACUACCGGGAAAACUAAGGCCAAAAACAAGAUUUCGGCCGCAGGAGACCACUUGCCGAAGAGGGGGGAAAUGAAGGCGGACCUGGUUUGGCGCUACUUGUUCCAAUAUGGAUUGCAAAUAUCCCUGGAUGAAUGGAAGAGUGGAACUUGUAAUGCUGUCUGCGGAUUCUAGAAAUAUCUGUGUUGCAUGAGCAGCAAGAGGAGUCCGUUCUUGGCACGCCGAGAGGGCAUAAUUUCUCAUGCCUAAUUAGCAUCAAGAAGCUUUCCAAAAAUCUGUGAUGCUAGCACCAGCAUCACAGACCUCACGGGUCAUGCAAAAUGUGCAUGACAAGCCCCGACUCUUCCAGACCCACACAUAUUUGCAUUCGAUAUCCAAACCUGCCCCAUGAAGAACUUGAAGCGGAUCGAGCAGUUGCAGUGUAUCUAUCAAAUGUAAAAAUGUCUGGGUCUGGAAGAAUGCAACUUGUGAUGCAGUAUUUAGAUUCCAAAAAAAUCUGUAUUGCAUGAGUAGCAAACGGAAUGCAAUUUUUGCUACGCUGAGAAGGCAUUUGUCAUGCGGAAUAGGCAUCAAGAAGCCCGCAAAAAAUCUGUAUUGCUAGGGUAUGCAUCACAGACAUCAUGGCUCAAGCAAAACAUGCAUGACAAAUCUCGCAAUCUUCCAGACCCAGACAUUUUUACAGUUGAUAGUAUCUUGGGCCAGCUUAUCAGCGCCGGCAGUGGGGAUGUGGACAAGGACGUAUGGUGGUGUUUGUAGUUGACCUUUUCUCAUGUGCAGUCUGUAUCGCGGCGGACUCUUUGAUCAUGUUCAUGUUCUUUCGCUUGUCAUCCACUUUCGGUUUCGUAAAAAAAAGUCACUUGACGACAAAACUUUAUCAGAUUCAAGUGGCGGCGUCUGCGAUUUACCUGGACCUACUGCAGCUCAAGGACGCAUGCCCCUCGUGGUCCACGUUUUUCCGCUCGAGUUUGGUCCGGUGUAUCUUCAAGCACACGUGCAAAACCUUGACGCAGAAAGACCAGAAGAAAAAAAAGAAGAAGAAUUUUACCAAGGAACUGGUAGGAUAGAAAUUAUAUGCUUUUUCUUGUUCACACGUUUUUUUGAGAUGCCCAUGGCAUGUGAUGAAAAAUGGAAAUGGCACAGUGUGGUUGAUGCGAAAAAUAAAGAAGAACUACAUUGAGUUCGAGUUUGUGAUGCGAGAACAAAUGUAAAUCAGGCUGACGCUCUGAACGAAAACGGCGACCCUGUCGGGGCGGAGGAGCCGGCUGCGGAGGUUGAGGAGGAAGAGCGUCCCGAGGACCUCGAAGCGAAGAAGGCAGAAGAGCGGGAGGCACUGAAACUCUCUCUCGGGCUGUUGAAUAAGUUGGCUGUCACCCUCGAGGUCGUUCCCAUCGCCUCCGCCAUCGACGCGAUGGACUUCGCCAUAGAGGACUUGACGGCGAUUUGCUGCCACCCCCACGUUAUGAACUGCAAAAGUAUCGUACUCGUAGAAAAAAUUGCAACCUUGCAUUACAAAUCUCUCCCUUAAGGCAAAGCCGCACUACAAAUUUAAUUUGUCAUGCUGGCCAAAUUUGUGAUGCGAUUUUUACUUUAGUACGAUACUUUUGCAAUUCAUAGACGUCGAGGUGUACGAAAACCGGGUGAAUCUAGCUUAUCCUGAGUAAAAACGUACCCACACCAGAGUCAAGAUGGGGAAUCGGCUAGACAAAUCCACAAGUUUUGGCUGCUUUGCAUGACAAAUUUGGAUUCGUAGUGUAGUGCUGUUUGAGCUAGCUCAGCAGCAUCACAGAUCUAGCAUACCAUGCUGAUUGGAGCAUGACAAAUUGCAAAACACGACUAGAAAAUGCUUCUCAUGGAGCUCCGCAUGAGAAACAUUUUCAGCAUGCAGAUUUGCAUUACAACUCUGGUGUGGGUACGUUUUUACUCAGGAUCUGGCUGGUGUCAUCGCUAGUGCCACCACGGGAGCUACGAAAAAUAACAAAACCCCCACCAGUAGUAAACGCGGACAGCAGCAUAUCCCACGAAAAAAGUGUUACAGUUACACGUGCGUUGUCAAUUCAGCAACACAAAUUUUCUCUGCAUGAGAGAGAAGACUUGCAAUGCAGAGAUCAUAAGGGAAAACACGUAUGAAAUGAGGCUCCUAAGCAUUUUGUGCAUGACAGAGCUUGUCUCUGUUGCUUGCUCUGCAACACAAUGUGUAACUGUAACAGUUUUUUCUUUGCAUACAGCAGGACAAGAGCAGCGACGGCGCGUACGUGCUGUUCACCACGGUGUUUAAAUGCCUCCGGAACCUCUGUCGGCACGCCAAGGAGUACACUCUGGAAACCGUUGAGGCAGAGAAAACGAUGACGCAGGAGGAGAUGGCCGCGGAGGUAGACGCAAUGAUGAAGGAGCAAAAGGAUUUAGAGACGGAAAACGCCCUGGCGCUGAACGACGAGGUUGGAAAGUCCAUAUGCAUUGCAAAUGCGGCGCAGCCCGGGUCGUCUCUAGGAAAUUUGUGUAGUUGUUGAAGCGAAGGAGCGAACUAGGUAGCCGCUUACUAACGCCAUAAAAACAAGGAAAUAAUGAUAAACAUCACAAUACAGCAUGAGACAUCAGCAUGGGAAAUUUAAACAGGCUUAUUGCGGAUUCCUUCGCAAAACGCACGGGCAUGAUAAAGUAGGUUUCACAGCACGGCAAAAUAAUUGGCCAAUUGUAUUCAUGCAUCACGAAAGAACGUUGUUACUUAUCCUUUACCUUUUCCUGCAGAUCUCGCAUGAUCUUUACACGUCCGGACCUAGUAGAUCGAUAUUUGCAAUGCAUAGUCCAGGGCAGAGAUGCUCGAGGAAUUGAUGGAGAAAAAACAAGAGAAGGAAAAGGACAUCAACUUGAACCUUGAACUGCACCUAAUGGUCUCGAAAAUUUUCACCCAUAUGAACUGCAAAUAUGUCUGGGUCUGGAAGAAUGUUGCAGGGUUUGUCAUGCAUGUUUUGCAUGGCUCGUGAUGCCUGUAAUGCAUGACCUAGCAUCACAGCUUUUUAGAAGGUUUCCUGAUGCCUAUUUCCCAAGACAAAUGCACUUCUCGCGUAGCACAAACUGGAACUGGAUUGUUCUUGCUGGUCAUGCAAUACAAAUCUUUUUAGAAUCCAAACACAGCAUCACAAGGUGCAACCUUCCAGCCAGACAUCCAGGGAUAUUUGCAAUGCAUAACGCACCUGAUCAACCCCAUCGGGAUCGUGAAGACGAGCGGCUACCCAGCGACGUUAACGCGAAAGGACAAGGAGCUGCGGACCUGGAGCUUGUCGUUUGUUAUCAAGUGCAAAAAUGGCUGGGUCUGGAAGAUUCCUACAUUUGUCAUGCAUGUCUGACAUGACCCGAGAAUCUGUGAUGCAUGGGCACGAAAUGGCUCUCCUAUCUGUUAUGUAAAAACGUUGCGUCUCAUGCGGAAUACGCAACACAUUGUAGCUCAAAAAUUUGUCAUGCUUGGCUGCGUAUUGCGAUCCGGCUAUCAUCCACUUUUAGCAUUACAAGUUUUCAGACCCAGACAUUUUUACAGUUGAUAUUUGUGCAGAUGAUGCUAAAACUGUACCCGGAGCUACUGGAGUCGCGGAUCUACGAAAGAGAGGAGGAAUUCGACACGUUUGAGGAGCAACUGAUUGAAGACAUUGAAGGUUCUGGCGAAAAGAAGGACUCGGAGGACCUUUUUGGGAAGGUAUAUUGUUUUGUUCGGUUAUGAUUUAAAGUGAAUUUUUUCGCAGUAAGUGGUAAAAAAUCACGCACAUCAGAGCAAGAAUUUUUUUCUUGACAGUACAGUAGAAUGAAUGCAUAAUCUCCAAUCCCCGCUUUUCAUGCAUAAUAUCCAACCCCCCCCCCCACCCAAAAAAAAACAGAACCUUCUCGACGCCGUUGGAGACCACGCCAACAUCAACGCAGAGUCGCCUCCUAUGGACGUAGACAAGGACUUAGAGGACGGUCUCAACACCCCCCUCCCGAAAAACGCGCAGCAGCACAAUAAGGGGAAAGGGAAAGGGAAAAACAAAAAGAAAAAGAAUCAACAUGUCGGCAAGAACGGGAAUGUUCUAAUUCUGAACGAUGACGAGGAGAAGGAAGAGCCGGAUUCGGCCCAGAAAGCGUCCGAGAAAGAGGAUGGACUGCGAACCCAGUUGGUCAAGAUUGGACAGAAAAGGGGGGAGAAGGCGAUGGUGCAGAAAACGGUGAAGCGGAAAGUGGUAUGAAAUUAAUGUACUCUACUUAUUUUCUGACAUGGACUUUGCGUUUUGCAAACAGUUGCGUCGAUCCUCGUCUUCGCGAUGAAGAAGAGACGUAUGAUUUUAUUUCAUUUGCGAUGCGAUGGUUUGUGAGAUCGGAGACUACAGAAAGAUUCACUGCUUAAUUCAUUACGCGGCCACUACAGCACUACCCUCUCGACCCUUUCGUCGGCCUGAUCCAGCUAUCCUGUGCAAAAGUAUCGUAUUCGUAUAAAUGCAAGUCUUGCAUUACAAAUCUUUGUCUUAAGGCAAAUCUGCAUUACAAAUUUUAUUUCUCAUGCUGAGGAAAUUUGUAAUGCAUUUAUACGAGUACGAUACUUUUUCAAUUCAUACCAGCACCUCUGCCUCCACGUCGCGGACCGUGCGGUAUGAGUAUGCACAACUCCCCCUCGUUGUGAUUUCUCAUGCAAAGUCCACAACUCCAGUCGGUGCUUGUGUCACUGUUAUGCAUGACAAAUUACGGUGAAGUUGAAACAGUAUAUACACCAGCCUCAGGACCACGAACUUGGCAUGCGCUGGCUCCACGUGUGCUGGUGUUUGUAUUGCUAUUCAUGCCAUGGAAAUUAGUGGGAGGGGGAGUUAUGCACUCUCAUAUGCGGACUUGCGGGAGAAGCUAGUCGACACCACCAUCGAGCUAUUGCAAGAAAAAAGUGUCACAGUUACACAUUGUGUUGCAGGCCAAGCAAGACAGACAAGCUCUGUCAUGCCGGAUGUGCAUAGGAGCCUCGUGUCAUAGGUGUUUUCCCGUAGGAUUUCUGCAUUACAAGUUUCCUCUCUCAUGCAGAGAAAUUUGUGUUGCUGAAUUCACUACAAGUGUGUAACUGUAAAACUUUUUUCGUGGGAUACGACCUCUUCAAGGGCAUGACCCGCGCCGCUCGGGAUCGCGUUUUCGAAUUUCUCCUGCGGUUCAUGAGUUCCACCCUGAACUCGCGUCGUGCUGUCGCGACGGAACUGUGUGCCAACUUGAUGGGGUGGGAAAGCGGGAAGUUGGAAAGUUUAAAGGCGGAGGAGAAAGCGUACGAGGAACAGGCCAGACUCGAAGAUGAAAGGCAGGCUGCUGCUUCUAAUGUGGGGAUCCAAACCCAGAAGUCGGAUGUGACGAAAGCCGACGGGGAACAACAAAACAACAGCAAAACAAAUCCAAAGUCUUCGGUGAAGAAAAAACCGGCGGGCGGUUCGUCACAGAUGUUGAACAACGGCCCCACGACUUUGACGCAAGAUGUCGAAAUGUUUGACGCGGACGGGUCGGUGGUGCCGGAAACCAGCAGGAAAGCCGUGAAGUUCGACAUUGCGGACUUCGAGGAUGAGUCGUUGAAACCUACUGCAAGAAAAAACUGUCAGCUCUUCAUUCUGAACUCGUAUUUUUUAUGCGGAAGAAAAAGAAAUUGUAUUUCCGUGCAUGACAUUAUUUCUGUCAUGCUCGAGGGCAGACAAGAAAGGAAAGAGCCCCAUCAAUUCUUUAUCAAAUACGUGGCUUCAUCUCUUGUCUUUGACGUGACGCGCCACAGGUUUUUUCUUUUGCGUGCCAUGCUAAAAGCGAAUUUGUAUUGCCGACGCCGAGUCUCAGUCUGCAAAUAAAGCAAGGGUUUGAAGACUCUGAGCUUGAGACAGAAGUUUUUUCUCGCGAUAAAACCCCGGCAGCUUUUACUGCACGACGACGACGGGAAGAACACGGACCCGAAUGCGACGCCAAUGGAGGUCGACGGAAACUACAACGACGAGCAGCAAACCAUAUCCUGUGCAAGAGUAUCGUACUCGUAGUAAAAAUUGCAGUCAUGCGUUACAAAUUUUUUUCGUAAGGUAAAUCCGCAUGACAGAUUUUAUUUUUCAUGCUGAGGAAAUAAUGCAUUUAUACGAGCACGAUACUUUUGCAAUGCAUAAACCAAUAUGAACCCGAACCGGAUCCACCCAAAGUUGGUGAAGCAACUGCUCCAAGCGGUGAUCGAACGGACGAGCGACGCAAUUCCUUCCGUCCGGGCCCGGGCGCUGCAGAUGAUCUGCCUGUGUCUGAAAUCCUUGAAUGACACCGAGCUGGACAUGGUUCUGGGGUCGCCGGAAGAUGACCGGUUGAACAACAACAACAGCGUGGAGUACAGCGAGAACGGCAACAACGUUGUUCCGCGGAACUCCGGGAAUUUCCAAGUGAAACCCGGCAUGCUGAACAUCCGGAAACUGUUUGACCAGUCGAUUUAUCCUGUGCAAAAGUAUCGUACUCGUAUUGCAAUCAUGCAUCACAAAUCUUUCCCAUAAGGGAAGUCAGCAUUACAAAUUUUAUCCCUCAUGCUGAGGAAAUUUGUAAUGCAUUUAGUAUACGAGUACGAUACUUUUGCAAUUCAUACGAUUUCCGACGAGAAGCCGGUUAUCAAAGCCAAAGCCGUAGUGAUGUUCCAGAAACUCCUCUAUUUGACGUAUUGAGAACAAAGAUCCUCCCUCCUCAUAUCGAAAAGGCAUGCUUCCGAAAAUUUGUCUUGCUGAUUUGAGACCACAAAUCACGUCUGUCUUGCAAGAAGACAAAUGCAGGGGCUUCCCUGCCAUUAUGGGAGCGGUUUGGCAUGCUGUUGGGCCUAGAGGGCAGCCGUUUGUAAUGCUAAGCAACUAGACCAAAAUGUCCCUCGCUAGGCUGCGGAUCUGGCUGCGAUGCCGUAUUGCAAGACAGCGCGCAUUUGUGUACACAAAUCCUGCAUCACAGAUAUCCCAUUUGAUAUGGGGUGGGGGGACUUUUCCUUUUGAUAUGACGCAACGGUACCCCCGGGCCGUUUCGUUUUGUCCGAAAAAGUUGGCCGCGUUGCUGUCGGAUGAUAGCGUACUAGAGUUAAAUUUAUUUUCACUGUCGUGCUUAGUUGUUCGUGACCCGCAAGACUCGUUGGGAAACUGCAAUUUCUGAUGCGCAGUGCAACCGCAGGACUGCUUUUAUAGGGCUGCUCUCAUGCUACGUACACAAUCAAUCAGAUGCUACACAAUCAAAAUAAAAAUCCUUCCGUCUGCUCAGGUAAAAAUCCGGAAAGACGCCAUUGUGUCCCUGACCAAAUACUUGGAACUCGACGAUAGCAAUGAAGAAAUACGGGUGACGUGGGUGAACGGCGUUAUUGGCGCCGUGGUCGACGCGGAAGUAUCGGUGCAGGAGAAAGCUUUAGAGGUGAUCGAGAAGAUCCUGUUCAAACCUCUGAUCAAGUACAUCUUCGGUGACAGCAAAAACCCGGGCGGCGUGAAGAAGACGAAAAAAGUCUUCGCAGUGGAGAGGAAGGAAGACGCUCCCGAGAACAACAAGGGCAACAACUUGACUCAGGACGAAGAAGCAGCACAGCUAAACGCGUCCCCAGCGGCCUUACAGAGGAUCAAGCAGGAAAAAGAGAACUCCCAAAUCAUGCGGAACUCCGGGAGUAGUCUUGGAGGAGGUUAUCGCAACUCUAACGGUUCUCUUUCCCGCUCCCGGAUCGAUUUUGUGGAGGAUUUGGACGCCGUAAAUCAAGACGUUGACGAUGACAACCUCCAACUGGUCGCGCAAAGCCAGCCGAGCCUGAAAAAGCGCAAGAUCGACAAGAACAAUCAGCAGCGGCGAAACAACAACAGCAUUAAGGGUGCAGUCCAGGAGAAUGUUUCCUUCGCGAUCCCCGACGGGAAAGUUUUCACACUUUUGCGGGAAAUGGACUCGGAGGCAAUCGAAUACCUGCAGCGGGCGUUGGUCAACUACCGGAAGUUUGACAAGUUCGAGACGCGGACCUACGAGAAGCUAGUGGAAGCCCUGAAGGAGAUCUUGGCUUUCUGCAACACGAGUUUGCCCGACCACCGGGGGUGGCCCAUUGCCGUGUGGCACCUGUUGGACGAAUUGGGGGAGGAGGCGAAAUAUGAAUUGCAAAAGUAACGUACUUACUAGUAUCAAUUGCAAUACAAAUUGGCUCAGCAUUACAACUUGAAUUUGUAAUGCGCAUUUGCCUUAGGAACGAGAUUUGUAAUGCAUAAAUGCAAUUAAUGGUACGAGUGCGAUACUUUUGCACAGGAUGCGAAAUUGUCACCCAGUCUGCUCAUUGAGUUGUUCGACAAGGUACUAUAGGUAGAAGUGACUAGUAGACUCGAAAUGAUUUUUUCUCAUGCGUCGUUAUCUAAGACAAAGACAUGCGCGACCUUGUAUUGGAACAAGAAGUGCAUGAGAAAUAUUUGAAAGGACUUACCACCAGCACAAUGGUAUAGAUCCUUGUGCAAUAAAUCUACAUCCAAUAAAGGUGAAAGACGACCCCUCCGCGAACCUCGUCGCCGGCAAGACCCUCGCGCUCUUACAAAAACGCUAUGAAAUGCAAAAAUGGCUGGGUCUGGAAACUUGUGAUGCAAGUCAGUCAAUAACAAAUGCACUGUAAUGCGCCGCCAAGCAUGACAAGUUGCUUUGUGCUUCUGUGCUGCGUAUUCCGCAUAAGAAACUGCGUUUUUACAUGACAGGCGAGAGAGGCUGUUUGUGGCCACGCAAUACAGAUUUAAGGGCCAUGCCAGAUCAGCACGACAAAUCUCGCAAUCAUCCAGACCCAGACAUUUUUACAUUUGAUAAGCGCCCGAUCAAUACCAUUCCCGAGCAGGACCGCGUGCGGCUUUCCGAUAUGGAAUGCAAAUAUGUCUAGGUCUGGAAGAGUACAAGAUUUCUCAUGCAGGUUCAACAUGACACAUGAGGUCUGGAAUGCAGGAUCUAGCAUGACAGAAUCUGUGAGAUCUGUAUCAUGCUUAUCCUGCAUGAGAUACUCACUCCCAACUUAGUCAAAAACGGACAGCUUUUGGUAAUCAUGCAACACAAACUUUUGCAUGAUCCAGAUUUAGCAUGACAAGCUGUAUCCUUCCAGACCCAGACAUUUUUGCAUUUGAUAUCCGAGGAUUUCACGGCGCGGUUGACCGAGUUUUCCGCCGAGCCUAUGCUGAUCAAGGAGAUGAUGCAGUGUUUGAACUUUCUGGACUCAAAGGAAAGAACGGAUAAAGUGCGGAACGAGCACUUCCAGUUCCUGCUCGCGCACAUCUCCUAUCGCUUAGAGUGGCUCUGUCAGGGGCACGUGUCCCCCGCCACGCAGGAGGUGCUCGAGGCGCACGGUGGCGACUUCUCGCGGAACGGAGAUCGGCUCGCCGUGCAAAAUCACCUGUUCACGCUGGGGGAGUUAGCCGUGCUGAAACCGGACGCGAUUUCCGACCAGACGGUGUUCGACGUGCGCAAGAUCGCGUCCGGACACGUGUCCGAAUUCAACGAGUAUUCGCGACGAACUAUCCUGUGCAAAAGUAUCGUACUCGUAUUGCAGUCAUGCAUUACAAAUCUUUUUGUUGAGGUAUAUCAGCAUUACAAAUUUUAUUUCUCAUGUUGAGGAAAUUUGUAAUGCAUUUAUACGAGUCCGAUACUUUUGCACUGCAUACGAACGGAGAGACUGCAGCUCCCGACCGUCGUGCGGGCGCAGGCGUUUGUGACGCUGAUCAAGCUGUGUUUGAAAAAGGGGAAGCUGGCGAAGGAAAACAUCGACUUUUUGGUGGCCCACCUGUCUUAUCAAAUGCAAAAAUGUCUGGGUCUGGAAGAUUCUGAGACUUGUCAUGCAUAUUUUGAAUGAUCCAUGAAGAUGUCUGUGAUGCAUGCCCUAGCAUCACAGAUUUUUACAGGACUUUGCGAUGCCUCUACCGCAUGAGAAAUGCCCUUUCCGCGUAGCACAAACUGGAGUCCUCUUGCUGGUCAACAUGCAAUACAAUUUUUUUUAAAAUCCAGAGACAGCAUCACAAGUUUAGAAUCUUCCGGACCUAGACAUUUUUGCAAUCCAUAUGUACGAGCAGGAAUCCGUGACUGUGCGGAACAACUUGAUUAUCGGGCUGGGAGACCUGGCCCGGACAUAUACCAGCUUGGUGGACAGGUAUACUAACUAAUAUUUGACUCCGUUGCACGUAGCACGUAGGAACCUUCUAAUACAAGUCUGGAUAGAUGAAGUACAGCAAUUCCAAUUUCCUCAUGAUGAUGUAGUUUUAUCUAAUUCAAAAUACAUUUUCCAACCGCCUCAGACAUGUCGACAAGAUGUCCGAUUGCCUCCGGUCGAAGCAUAUCAACUGUAAAAAUGUCUGGGUCCUCUGGAACAAGAAUUCAUGUUUGUCAUGCUUGUCUGGCGUGACUCUUAGAUCUGUGAUGCGUGAGCAGGAAAAGGGCCUCCUGCCUGUCAUGCAAAAACGCAGUUUGUCAUGCGAAAAACGAAACUCACAGCAGCCAGCGCAAAAACUUGUCAUGCUGUGCUGCAUAUUGCGGCGCGCCCACAAUUCGUAGAUUUGCAUCACAAGUUUCCAGACCCAGACAUAUUUGCUAUGCAUAAAGCAGAGUAUCAACCGAAAACAAGCCGGCAUGAUCCUUUCCUCCCUGCUCGCGGAAGACUUCGUGAAGCUCCGCGGGACUUUGCUGUACCGCUUGAUCUACGCCCUGGCGGACCCCAACGAGGACGUGCGGCACUUCAUUCAGUCGGUGUUUGUGAAGAUUCUGUUCGCACUAUGACACUGCACAUCAACUCCCCCUCGUCUUGCUCAUUUGUAUAUGCAUGGACAGCAAUACAAACACCAACACAGGUGGAUGCUAUGUGUGACAAGUUUAUCAUGAUGCCCUGAGUGUAGUACUGUUUAGAGUCCCAAAAUUUGUGAUGCAGAUAGUGCCACAGGGUAGCAACUGGAAUUGACAUUUUGCAUGACAAAGGACAGGGAGGAGGAGUUGUGCACUCUCAUACGCACGGAACAAGAAUUUGUACGAGAACAACUUACCGGAAACCAUCUGCGCCAUUUCUUCCUUCACCGGCUUCUCGCUCUACCGCGAAACCGCGGCGAAGAUGCCGCGAUUUUCCCUGGUCAAGUGCCCACAGAAACGAGCCACUAUCUACAAGUUCAUGUUGGCGCAGAUGUAUCAAUUUGAAAUAUCGAUCUGGGUCUGGAAGGUUGCUUCAACCUGUGAUGCUGUCUUUGGAUUCCAAAAAAACCUGUAUUGCAUGACCAGCAAAAUAAGGAGUCCGAUUCUUGCUAUUGGAUAAGGGAAUUUGUCAUGCGGGAUAGCCAUCAAGAAGACCUGUGAUGCUAGGGCAUACAUCACAGACGUCAUGGCUCAUGCAUGACCUGCAUGACAAAGCUGCACCCAUCCAGACCCAAACAUAUUUGCACUUGAUAAGAUGGACACAAAUGCCAGGGACCUGGCAUUGAACAAAAUCGUCACCCAUUUGCUGCACGGUUACACGUAUGCUGUGCAAAAGUAUCGUACUCGUAGUAAUCGCAGUCAUGCAUUACAAAUCUCCUUCUUAACCUAAAUCCGCAUUACAAAUUCCAUUUUUCAUGCUGAGGGAAUUUGUCAUGCGAUUUCUACUAGUACGAUACUUUUGCAGUUGAUAACACGCAGGGCGUGCAGGAAAACGAUACGGAGCACAAUAUCCUGAGUAAAAACGUACCCACGCCAGAGUUGUAAUGCAGAUUUGCAAAGACUAAGACAGGAAGACUUGUAAUGUGCAUCCCCAUGAGAGCCAUUUCCAAUCGUGUUUUGGAAUUUGUGAUGCUGUGAACAGGAUGAGCAGCUGGAUUUGUGAUGCGGCUGCACUUGCUAACCUGCACUACACUGCAGAGUGCAACUUGUCAUGCGUGACUAGAUCUCAGGCCCCCCUUUACAGUAGCCGAGAUCUCAGACCCAGCGCCCCGCGCUGCCGAGUACCCCUCCUAAAAAUGACCUCCUUCCCGCCCGGACACGGCGCCUAAAUUCUGCAGCAGUGGUCCACGCACCAUCCUGCGCAGCAGCAAGGUCCUCGCUUAGCCUGACGGGCAUGGGCAGCAACUUCUCCAUGUUCGCGGAGUCGCCGUUUACCGUCCUGCGGGUGUCCAGAGGAGCGGUAAAUAGUAGUCGUGCCGUACAACCGCAAUCCGGGGAGGCGAGAGUCGGGGCGCACAAUCCAUAGGCUGCGGGCCGUAGUCUCCCACACACCACACCACCAAAGCGUGACAGGCCGCACCACUGCCAAACACGGAGGCACCGACCGCCAGCGCGCGACCAGGACAAGUGUUGGCCUGCACUGCGCGGCGGCGCCUAGGUUCAGGCGGAGUCCACUCGUUCCGGGCACAGGCGCGGCGCAGGACGCUAGCAAAUGCGGCAGGGCUAGGGGAAUUUUCAGCAGUAACCCCAACGAGGCGGCUUACUCCCGUAGCACUCAACAACAGAUGUGUAGGGGCACUCAACGAAAGAUGUGUAGCUGCAAACUCCUCGGCUCGAAGCAUUUGCGUACCGGAGCCGACGAACGCAAGCAGCACGACCACCGAAACGCCUCCAGCCGGGCGAGGUUCCACCAUGGGCCCACGUCACAUUUUCACCUCGGGAAGCCCGCUGCCCCCGGUCUUGCAUGUUCUCAAUAAAUUAUCAGACUGACUCUCUCUUGCAUGGCCCCCGAGAAAAGUGUCCCCACCGUCCUCCCAUGUAUUCCCUUGUAGCUGCCCCUUUGUGAAGUCGAAAACGUCGUCCAUGAUCAUUAUGGGUAUGGUCUAGCCUGUAGCUUCUCCUCCUUAGUUAUUGGUGGCCUGGUCAGUUUUCGGACAGUAACAGUUGCUCUGCCUGCUCUCCAUUGGGCGCAUGUUGUUGCGCGUGCGCCCCUGCUAAGGUAUUGCUAUAGUGAAUGUGGCAAAGAAAAACAGCUGUCAGCUCUCACAGUGUGCUGGUGGUCUGUGCUCUGCCAGAUAGGAAUGCGAAGUGGGUGGGGCCGUUUCCGCCCCCGUUGCUGGUGCUGGUGCUCCGGGGUGGUUGGCUAUGUCCUACAGUUGUAUUGGUGGCGUUUUGUGUGAGGAGUAUAGUGGGGAGUGCCUGGGCCAUAGGGCCCGGGGGGGCGGCGUCUUCGGGUUGAUCAAUUCACCUGAUACACAAUGUCCCGCCCGCAGUAGCACAGUCUGUUUAUGUCAUGCGUGACUCACAAAACUCCUAGGUUUGUGUUGCAAAAUCCCCAUCCUGACUCUGGUGUGGGUACGUUUUUACUUAGGAUACACAAGUUGUCGGAAAUCGCAAACGACCCGUUAUUGCGAGGAAAAAUACCCCCUGGUUCACAUGUUGAAAGGCGUAUCCUUCUGAAAAUUUGUGAUGCAGAUUUGUGACCACAAAGAACCGGGUCCGUCUUGCAGAUUUGUGUAUCCAAAUCCAGCGUCAGAAAUUUCUUUUUACUAUGAGGAGAGGGGGGUUUUUCCUUUUGACACCCGUCGCAGAAAAAUACGAACUGCGUGCCGUUUCCCACUGAUGUCAUGACCCCAGCCGGGUGUGUGUUGAUGGACUGCCUGAUUUUGUUGUCCAGCAAAGAGAUGCGCUGCAUGGUUUUGGGCAAGGGCGGCCUGGAAAUUGACCAACCGGAGGACGAAAAAAACCCAAGCGAUGACAAGCAGCAGCUCGCGAUGGAUAAUCUCCGGGGAACCGUGCAGAAAAGACUACUCCAAGAGAAAAUUCUCCCAGUGCUGCUGGACCUGAAGACAAUCAUGAUCAAGAAAAAAUCCUUGUUCCAGAAGCAACUGUGGUCCUGCUUGCGGGCACUGCUGCAGGACUACCGGGGCCAGAUUGCGGAGUUAGUGGACGAUCCAGUCGAGACAAAGAUUCUCGAGUAUGGAUUGCAAAUAUGUCUGGGUCUGGAAACAUGUAAUGCUAAAAGUGAAAAAUGAUAGACGCACUGCAAUACGCAGCUAUGCAUGACAAAUUUUAUUUUGGCUGCCAUGUGUUGCGUAUUCCGCAUGGCAAGCUGCGUUUUUGCAUGACCGGUAUUAAGAGGGCCUCUUCGUGCCUAUGCAACACAGAUUGUCGAAUCAUGCCAGACAAGCAUGACAAACUUCCAUUCUUCCAGACCCAGACAUAUUUGCAAUUCAUACCGAGAACGACCUGGCCAUGUGCUUCGGCACGAAGAAGCUGGACCACCUGCAACUAUGAAUUGAAAAGUAUCGUACUCGUAUAUAUAAAUGCAUUACAAAUUUCCUCAGCAUGAGAAAUGAAAUCUGUAAUGCUGAUUUCCCUUAAGAUCAAGAUUUGUAAUGCAUGACUGCAAAAUACGAGUGCGAUACUUUUGCACAGGAUAGCAACAGAACCUCGACAACAUUGCCGAUCCUGGCGGGAUAUUCGGCGCGAACAAGAACAAGCCGACGGAAGUACACAGCAACUCGAUCAAUCAGGUGAUCGAAAGUCACCAGCAGAAGAAGUUUGGGCGGAUGUCGCUGGACAAAAUGAUGAAGACCGCAUUCGUAUGAUUUGCAGAAACGUCCCCACCCCAGACUUGUCAUGCAAAGUGGCAUGCCUAAAAUGUUCCUCUUGCGCAGCCACAUGAGAGCCAUUUUCUAAUGCUAUCUGGAGGUUUGUGAUGCUGGAAAUGGAAUCACGAUGAAGUAGUCCAUUUGUGAUGCGUCUUCACUACUUCAAACAGCACUACACGACUACGAGUCCAAAUUUCUCAUGCGAAACAGCAAAAACUUCUAGGUUUGUGUUGCAAAAUCCCCAUCUUGACUCUGGGGUGGGGACGUUUUUACAGAUGAUAAUUCGAAGAGCAUGCGGCCGGCGGCGCAAAAGGCGUCGAUGGGGCUGGACCGAAGAAAAACAGCUUUGGUCCGGCGAUAUGA
This is a messenger RNA of Amoebophrya sp. A120, 16754 nucleotides long. Lineage: Eukaryota; Dinophyceae; Syndiniales; Amoebophryaceae. The record is from the annotation of a GenBank genome assembly.